This is a messenger RNA of Ictidomys tridecemlineatus (thirteen-lined ground squirrel), 2115 nucleotides long. The record is from RefSeq and is a predicted model, not a curated record. NCBI's taxonomy places the organism in Eukaryota, Metazoa, Chordata, Mammalia, Rodentia, Sciuridae.
CCCUGGUCCCCGGAAGAAGUCCUUGGGCUCUAGUGCUUGUGUGUAGCCCACGAGUGUGCUGGCCAGUCCCGGGGCUGCAGAGCUUGUGGGGGACAGGCCCGAGGAGCUGGGAUCCCACAUCUCAACCUCCCUAAAGCUCGGCCACCUGCAGCAGGGGACGUGGGAGAGGCAGGAGGGACCUCCAGCCUAAUGGCCAUGAGGGACUUUGGCGUGUCUGUCCAGGGCUGGGGCAGGGGACCCUGCUCCUCCAGCAGGGCUGCACAGCCUCCUCUGGCCCAGCUCCACCUCAGGGUCAAAGGUUCUUGGUAAUGACCUUGACUCAUCCCCGUUCCCCUCCCUGCCCCUGCCCACUGCCAGAAAAGAGGAAGGAGUAGGCGCGGUCAGGUGGCACCAAGCUCCCUACACGUUGUGCUGGCUGCUGGCCUGAGCCAGGCGGUCCUCCCAUACUGCCUGUGACCACUGCUCUCCGCCUUUCCCGGCCUCGGUUUCCCUCUGGGGGAAAUGGCAGGACGAACCUCCAUGGUCUCCAGGCUGGCAUUGUAUGGCUGUGACUCGACUAAGGAGCCUCCCCGGGUGAGCUCUCGCCUUUUGGGGGCCUGGCACCCCCCACCCAUCACAGUCAGGAUGCCGACCAGGCGCUGGGCCCCGGGCACUCAGUGCAUCACCAAGUGCGAGCACACGCGCCCCAAGCCGGGGGAGCUGGCCUUCCGCAAGGGCGACGUGGUCACCAUCCUGGAGGCCUGCGAGAACAAGAGCUGGUACCGAGCCAAGCACCACGCCAGCGGCCAGGAGGGGCUGCUGGCGGCCGGCGCGCUGCGGGAGCGCGAGGCCCUGUCGGCGGACCCCAAGCUCAGCCUCAUGCCGUGGUUCCACGGGAAGAUCUCGGGCCAGGAGGCGGUGCAGCAGCUGCAGCCCCCCGAGGACGGGCUGUUCCUGGUGCGCGAGUCGGCGCGGCACCCCGGCGACUACGUGCUGUGCGUGAGCUUCGGCCGCGACGUCAUCCACUACCGCGUGCUGCACCGCGACGGGCACCUCACCAUCGAUGAGGCCGUCUGCUUCUGCAAUCUCAUGGACAUGGUGGAGCACUACAGCAAGGACAAGGGUGCCAUCUGCACGAAGUUGGUGAGGCCCAAGAGGAAGCAGGGCACCCGGUCCGCGGAGGAGGAGCUGGCCAAGGCCGGCUGGCUCCUGGACCUGCAGCACCUGACGCUGGGGGCGCAGAUCGGAGAGGGAGAGUUUGGAGCUGUCCUGCAGGGCGAGUACCUGGGGCAGAAGGUGGCCGUGAAGAACAUCAAGUGCGACGUGACAGCCCAGGCCUUCCUGGACGAGACCGCGGUCAUGACGAAGCUGCAGCACAAGAACCUGGUGCGGCUCCUGGGCGUGAUCCUGCACCAGGGGCUCUACAUCGUCAUGGAGCACGUGAGCAAGGGCAACCUGGUGAACUUCCUGCGCACCCGCGGCCGGGCCCUGGUGAACAACGCCCAGCUCCUGCAGUUCUCGCUGCAUGUGGCAGAGGGCAUGGAGUACCUGGAGAGCAAGAAGCUGGUGCACCGAGACCUGGCCGCCCGCAACAUCCUGGUCUCUGAGGACCUGGUGGCCAAGGUCAGUGACUUCGGCCUGGCCAAAGCUGAGCGGAAGGGGCUGGACUCAAGCCGGCUGCCUGUCAAGUGGACAGCGCCUGAGGCUCUCAAACAUGGGAAGUUCUCCAGCAAGUCGGACGUCUGGAGUUUUGGGGUGCUGCUGUGGGAGGUCUUCUCAUACGGACGGGCUCCAUACCCCAAGAUGUCGCUGAAGGAGGUGUCGGAGGCCGUGGAGAAGGGCUACCGCAUGGAGCCCCCCGAGGGCUGCCCUGGGCCCGUGCACGCCCUCAUGGGCAGCUGCUGGGAGGCAGAGCCCUCCCGCCGGCCACCCUUCCGCAAGGUGGCAGAGAAGCUGACCCGGGAGCUACGCAGUCUGGGCACCUCGGCCACCGUGGGGGCACAGGACGCCGACGUGUCCACUCCGCCCCGAAGCCAGGAGCCGUGACCCCACCGGGCAGGGCCAUGGGCCCCAGAGGACCAAGAGAGCAGCAGGGAGCCCGGGGCGGGGACCGGCCAGGCCCAGGGAAGGCCAGGC